GACUAGUGGUUGCCUACAGUAACAUAGGAGGGAGAAGAGAGAGUAGCUGAAACUUUUAACUUCUCCCGGUAGUACGACAAUCUGCUGUACCAAACCCGGUAGGCAACAACCAGCAGUCCUGAAAGUGCAUUACAUUGGAGCGGUCACUCGUCUUGUGCAGUGAAGGAACCACCACCAGAAUAUCCACACCAAACACGGUCAAUGCCCCAUCGGCCUUGUCUUAUGUGUUAACAUUAAAUCUUAUAAACAUUUCAUAAUAAUUUGUGUUAGAAUGUAAAUAACAUACAUUAUUCGUAAUUUUAAAUCUUGCAGUAAUUGGGGCAAAGCUUAUAUCUAUGCCUGUUGUUUAGCCUAUAUUUUUUCUGUAAAAAUCUAGAAGCAAAGUUGUUCUUUUAAUAUUUUGAAAGCGAUGGAUCUCGUGUGAUGUAGGAAGUUCUGGCAGCAGUCGCAUUUAAUGAAGUGGUGAUAAUGAUUUAAUCACUUAAAAUUUACUUUUCAAGCUUUCAUUCAGUCAGAUUAAGGCUUAUUGAACAUAUCAUAAUUAGUGCGCUUUGUAUGUGUUAAAAUACUUUAUGUCACUCUAAGGGCAUAUAGAAAUAAGUGAAAAAGUAGCUAAAUAAACAUGUGGUGGUAAUUUGAGUAAAGCUUUAAAUUGUCAGGAAUGCUGAAGUACAUGAACACUUUGUGGCUUAACAACUGCAGAUACAAGUUGUGGAACAAAUCUAAAUAUUACAAGUAAUAUCUUAAAUUCGAAAGGACACCAAACUCUAGCGAGAAGGUUCCACGCCUUUUAGUGAUAGUGAUAGUGUGAAUUAUUGAUAUAAUUUUCCCACAAACAUGGCCGACGAAAAGAAAACAACCGAAGUUCAAGCUCAGAACACUGGAACAGGAGAGACAUCGUGGAAGAAGAUGACUAAUCGUGAGAAAUGGGAAUAUUUAAUGGGGAACAUAACCGUGGAGCCUAUGUUAGCCUGUUACAUCAUGCCAUGUGUUUUAGCUAUGUUAGCCACUCAGAAUCUGAACUUGGAGAAAGCGUGCCGUGUGAAUCUCAGAUAUGACGAGAAAGUUUGUGCAGCCCUUACUGCUCGCGAAACAGCCAACUACACUGAACAAGAAACUCAAGUCCAGCAACUUGUGGCAGGGAUGACCAUAUGGAAGACAGUGGUCCAGAGCUCUUUACCGUGCCUGCUAAUGUUAUUCUUAGGGUCCUGGUCUGACAGGCACGGCCGUCGGAAACCAUGCAUGCUUCUUCCCAUAACCGGAGAAUUUCUAACGUGCAUUGGUCUUAUCCUCUGCACCUACUUUUUCUUCGAACUGCCAAUGGAGGUUGCCGGAGUUGUUGAGGCUCUAUUUCCGGCCAUCACGGGUGGAUGGUUCACAAUGUUCAUGGCUAUUUUUAGCUACAUCGCUGAUGUGACAACGGUUGAAAUGAGAACCCUUCGAAUUGGUAUAGUGAAUCUGUUCGUCUCGCUUGGGGUUCCUGUAGGAAUGGCUCUCAGCGGGGUUCUGUACUCGCAGAUCGGGUUCUACGGGAUCUUCUCUAUAUCUGCAACAAUGUACGUCAUGAGUUUCUGCUACGGAGUCUUCAGAAUCAAAGAGGCGCCCCGUCAGAAGACAGAGCAAGAGAAGAAGAGGAAAGAAGCAUUCAAACAACAGAGGUGCGGAUUCAUCAGGGACUUUUUUGACAUUCGCCACAUCUCCGAGACUUUCAGGGUCGGUUUCAAGGAAGGGAAGAACAACAGGAGGAUGAGGGUCAUAAUGCUCAUGAUUGCUUGUAUGGUCAUCAUUGGACCCAUGCACGGGGAGAUGGCUGUAAUGUACCUAUUUACGCGUUACCGCUUCAACUGGAAUGAAGUGGACUUCAGUCUGUUCUCCACGUAUGGCAUGAUCACGAACCUCUUCGGUACCAUGGUGUCCGUGUGUGUGUUCAGCCAUGUUCUGAAGAUCGAUGACGCCCUGAUCGGAGUCAUGUCUUGUACAAGCAAGAUUCUGGCAAGUUUCGUGUAUGCAUUCAGCACCACCGACUGGCAAAUAUAUUUGGCACCAUUGGUGGAGAUUUUAAACGGAACGUCGUUUAUCGCGAUGAGGUCUAUCGCUUCAAAACUUGUUCCUACCGACGAACUAGGCAAAGUGAACUCUCUGUUCGGUGUCUGCGAAGCGCUGAUGCCUCUGGUGUACGGGCCCAUGUACAGCGCAGUUUACGCAGCCACAAUGCACUCUGUACCUGGAGCCUUCUUCCUGCUGGGAGGCGGCCUCACAGCUCCGGCCGUCGUCAUCUUCAUCUGGAUGUAUCACGAACACAAAAAAGAAGCUGCAUCGAAACAGACGGAAGCGCUUAACCUGGAAGCGGCGAGCCAAGAGGUGACGAAUAGCAUUCCGCCAGAUUGCAGCAGCGUACAGAAAGGUCAGAACGGGACAGUCACGAACGGAUCGGUAGAGUGUGACUUGAAUGGAGAUGUCUCUGCAGGUGGAGUUCAAAACAAGGCUUACGUAGUCGAAGACGGACACUGAUCGUUUCUGUGAUGUUACUAAAGAAUUUGCUUAAAUGUACAAUUAAUGGUAAAGGUUGCUACUGUUUAAUUCUAUUCUCGAACUUCUAAGCUUAAAGCUGUUCGGUAAGAAUGUAACAGCAUACAGAACAAUCAAAUUAGGAUCAGAAAACUGACGAAUAAUUUAAAGCAGUGACUAAAGUAUACGAUAAUGAAAAUGCUCUCUCUUUCCUAAAAGUAUUUUGUAAGCGACUUGGGGAUUCUGGGAGAAAACGUUUCAAAUAACGCAUUACAAAAGUAUUUGCAAUAAAAUUAAAUUUAAAAAUAUUAAAUAGGUAUAAAUUAAUAUACCUAAUGAUUUCAUAUCGACUGUAAUGUGCUUAUAAAUCCAAGUGGAAAUUACCUGUUUUUACACUAGC
Molecule: messenger RNA, 2908 nt
Organism: Cryptotermes secundus
Lineage: Eukaryota; Metazoa; Arthropoda; Insecta; Blattodea; Kalotermitidae
Product: proton-coupled folate transporter
Exons: 6
Coding region: 838-2511 (557 amino acids)
Biological process (GO): transmembrane transport
Cellular component (GO): membrane
Molecular function (GO): transmembrane transporter activity
Source: RefSeq, a predicted model, not a curated record